GAAAGCCCGUGCACGGUUUGAUUGUCGCGUGAGAUCCAGUGACCUUGCGCUUCUGAAAUGACGUGUAACACGUACUGCCUGCAUGUAUUUUUAGGGUUUAUAUUUCCAUUCCUUAUGAAUAAGACAACAUCCUCACGAAAGAGACUCGAAUCUCCUGGUCGCUAAGUCUGAGAGGUGACAUUCUGCAUUUAAGCAUGUCUGUUUUUAGAACGUAUUGCUAUAUUUACUAUGUAGUGGGUUUAUAUGAACACUAGAUGGCGGUUUCAGCUUAAGCUCACUCUAUUCGUAUUGGCUCGUCCCACCUGUAAACGCAACUUUUCUCAUACAAAGGUACCUACAGAUUUCUGCAAAACACGUCUACCUUAGCAGCCUACAGCAUAAAACAAUAAACUAACUUUUAAAAAGUUGAGCACUACUUUUUCCAGCGGACAAUUAAAUAACCAAACCUUAAUGCUGAACGACUUAAAACUGCCAUUGCUCCUAACGGUGUAUGAUUAGCACACACCCCUGUGGCGUAGCAGUUUUAACAUCUGAAAACACUGAACCACGUGGAUGCUGCUGCUGUAUUUACGUCUUCGUGUUUCUGCGACUGCCGGAGAGGCGCACAGGUCGUGCAGCUAUUGGCCAGCCAAACUUCAGGGCCGUCCGAUCGGCUUACACAAGUCCGGAGGAUGCGCCCUGUUUAGCUCAAGCGUCGCGCGUCUCUGAUUCCUGUGGCUGUACAUCUGGACAACCGUGAAAUGUCCGUUUACACACUUAAUCAGUUCUGGGUGGAACCAAAUAAUUAACUACAGAUAACUCUAUACUGUAUAGUAAUAGGAGGGGGUUUUUUGUAUUAUAAGUACAUUUUAGUGAGAAAAACAAAAGUAGAAGGGUAAGUUGUCGCGAGCUGGUCGCGAGCAAGGAUUAACGGAUGCGCAGAGAGAUGCCCGGCGCGCGGCUUCUGGUGCUCAGUCUCGCUUGUGGUGGGUUGGUGUCGCUCCUGGGAUGUCAGCUACCGGCCGAGUGGAGACCCCUGAGCGAGAGCUGUCGCGCAGAGCUCGCGGAGAUCAUAGUGUACGCCAAGGUGCUGGCAGUCCACGAAGAGUCGCGCGCGCCGAGCACGCACCGUCACCCCUGGUACCCGCACGAGCGCGCGGGGGACGGGCUGCUUUACGCAGCAGAAGUGGAGCUGCUGUGUGACCAAGCAUGGGGCAGUAUGCUGGAGGUGCCCGCGGGCUCUCGCCUCAACGUCUCAGGUCUGGGAUACCUCUCCUGCCAGUCGCACACAGUGCUGGAAAGCUACUCUUAUAUUUUCUUCCUUAGGAUGGAUGAAAACUAUAACAUCUUGCCCCAUGGCGUUAACUACCAGGACGCCAUCUUCCCCGACACUCAAGAGAACCGUCACCUGUUCUCCAGCCUGUUCCAGUUUUCCAACUGCUCCAGUGGACACACGCUGUACUCCACCCCCAACUGGGAACACCAGGAGGACAGCAGGCUUUUCUGCUCGACAGUGCAGCAGCUGCUGUCGGAGGAGGAGGUGCGAGUGGGCCGCCUGCAGGAGCGUGUGGCUGAGCUGGAGAGGAGAAACACACAGCUGAGAGAUCGUCUCAGGAAGCUGAAACGCUCUCUGCGAAAGGCACGCCACAAGCAUCUUGGCCCCACCCAGACCAGCCCCGCCCACCGCUCCAACGCCAUCACUUCUCCACUCGGGCCUCCACAUCACACGAUUGCACGUGGCCUGUGAACACACACACACACACACACACACACACACACACGCAUGCCCACACAUAUUCGUGCCCCGUGAAGGUGUGCACACUCAUAGCCCAUGAGCCGACCCAACUCCUUUAGAGUCCAGUAGAGACAACACCCCCCCCAUCCUUACACUCCCCCCAAUAUACAGCCACUCUUCUCCCGUAAUCAGUGAGUGUCUUUAUAUGCACAGUUAAUAACAGUCGUACUCAAAACACUCUGCAAACUGUAAAUAGAUUAAAUCUUGCAAACUUUGACACAUGUAUUUUUUUUACAGUUGUCUGCAAUGUAACUAUGGUCAGGUUAUUGAUAUACUGUGUUGUUUUUACUAAAUAAAGUGAAUAUUAAGACUA
Messenger RNA from Electrophorus electricus (electric eel), 2087 nucleotides. It is a transcript of the gene ccdc3a, whose product is annotated as coiled-coil domain containing 3a. The record is from RefSeq and is a predicted model, not a curated record. Gene Ontology annotation, biological process: negative regulation of gene expression. Gene Ontology annotation, cellular component: extracellular region. Lineage: Eukaryota; Metazoa; Chordata; Actinopteri; Gymnotiformes; Gymnotidae.